Messenger RNA from Antrostomus carolinensis (chuck-will's-widow), 1080 nucleotides. It is a transcript of the gene SLC25A46, whose product is annotated as solute carrier family 25 member 46. Gene Ontology annotation, cellular component: mitochondrial outer membrane. The coding region runs from base 1 to 993 and encodes 330 amino acids. NCBI's taxonomy places the organism in Eukaryota, Metazoa, Chordata, Aves, Caprimulgiformes, Caprimulgidae. The record is from RefSeq and is a predicted model, not a curated record. The transcript has 7 exons. Gene Ontology annotation, biological process: axon development; mitochondrial membrane fission; mitochondrial fission.
AUGUUUUCAUUUUUUUCAGAGCAAUUGAACAGAUUUGCAGGCUUUGGUAUUGGUCUUGCAAGCCUGUUUACAGAAAAUGUGUUGGCACAUCCUUGCAUUGUUCUGCGUCGUCAAUGUCAGGUUAACUAUCAUGCUCGGAAUUAUCAUCUCACUCCUUUUACUAUUGUCAACAUUAUGUACAGCAUCAAUAAGACACAGGGUCCAAGAGCUCUCUGGAAAGGAAUGGGCAGCACUUUCAUUGUUCAGGGCAUAACCCUGGGAACAGAAGGGAUCAUCAGUGAAUUUACACCUUUGCCAAGGGAACUUUCACGUAAAUGGAACCUCAAGCAGAUCGGUGGACACCUUCUACUCAAAGGUUUAACACAUGUGAUAGCAAUGCCUUUUUAUUCUGCGAGCCUGAUUGAAACUGUACAGAGCGAAAUAAUCCGAGAUAACCCUGGCAUCUUGGACUGCGUGAAAGAAGGAAUUGGCAGAGUUGUAGGCAUGGGAGUACCCCAUAGCAAGCGUCUUCUUCCUCUGAUGGUCUUGACUUUUCCAACUGCUCUACAUGGAGUUCUUCACUACAUCAUCAGUUCCAUUGUCCAGAAGCUUGUUUUGUUUGUUCUGAAAAGGGAUAAUUCCCGCAGCCUUCCAACUGAGAGCUCCACUUCUGUGCAGAGCAUGCUGGAUGCAUAUUUUCCAGAACUUCUUGCUAGCUUUGCUGCUAGCCUUUGUGCUGAUGUCAUGCUUUACCCGUUGGAGACAGUUUUACACCGCCUUCAUAUUCAAGGGACACGCACAAUAAUUGACAAUACAGACCUUGGCUAUGAAGUGCUUCCGAUCAAUACUCAGUAUGAGGGAUUGAGAGACUGCGUAAAUACUAUAAAACGGGAAGAAGGAAUGCUAGGGUUUUAUAAAGGAUUUGGAGCUGUUAUAGUACAGUAUACCUUGCAUGUGGCAGUUUUACAGCUCACCAAAAUUAUUUACUCAACACUGCUUCAGAAUAUUUCUUAAUCUGUUCAGGUGUGGAUUUAGCACAGUAGACAUGAUUAACUUACUAACCUAAUUAAAUGGCUUAGAAAAUGACGUUUGAAGAAUCCA